AUAUAUCUCCACAUUAUUAAACAUUUAUAGUUGGAAAGGAAUAAAAAAAUAAUAAUAAUAUAAUAAUGUACUUAUUCCAUUUAAUUACUUCGUGUAAAAUAUAUCACUUCACGUAUAUGAAUUUUGCUGCACAGAUCAUUAUUAACAUGUCCGCACUCACUUUCAAAAUUGUGUGUUAUUUAUAUAUGUCAAAUAUAUAUUGAAAACAAUGAGAAAGAUUCCUAUAACGCCUCAGAUGCUACGCGAAGCGGUAGAAAAAUUACAGAAGCGUCAACUUUUUGUUAGAUCAAAAAAUUUAAGAGAUUAUAUGCGAAGAUAUUAUCCGGUUGAACAAAAUGUCGAAGUUCUUGAGCAAGAAUUACAGAAAAAAUUGGAGUACGCUGUUUGCGUCGGACUACUCGCUGAACACGUAGACGAUCAUUAUUGUAUACCGACUUUACGCGAAGAAGCUAAUGCUGUUGAAACAGCAAUCAAUGCGUUUUGGAAAUUAUAUUAUAAAAACAAUAAUCAAGCGAUUAACAAGAGAAGAAGGAAAGUCGACAUCUAUGCUCGUAGACAAUCGUUGUCGCAAAAAUAUGAAAAUUCUUCUACUAGCGAUGAAACCGAUGAACAAUGAAGACGAUUCUUUCUAAAUAAAUUUUAUUGUUGUACAAUUUUACUUACAUAUUGUAUCAGCAAUUAUAAAUACACAUUGCAUAUAUAUAACAUUUUCUUUUUCAAAAAAGAAAUGUAAUUUAUAUACGAUCAAACUCCUCUAUUCUCGACAAGUUGCGAAACCAGACUUUCUCUCUACUCUUGCUCUCUUCAUCUAAUACGGAACAUUUUGCUAAGAAUACGAAAAUCAAGAAAUAUAUAUAUAUAUAUAGAAGUUCUACCGCAUACAGAUAUGUAUAUACU
Pseudomyrmex gracilis is the source of this 897-nucleotide messenger RNA. RefSeq lists its product as uncharacterized. NCBI's taxonomy places the organism in Eukaryota, Metazoa, Arthropoda, Insecta, Hymenoptera, Formicidae. The transcript has 3 exons. The coding region runs from base 209 to 616 and encodes 135 amino acids. The record is from RefSeq and is a predicted model, not a curated record.